Molecule: messenger RNA, 1599 nt
Organism: Tigriopus californicus
Lineage: Eukaryota; Metazoa; Arthropoda; Copepoda; Harpacticoida; Harpacticidae
Gene: Hacl
Product: 2-hydroxyacyl-CoA lyase 1-like
Biological process (GO): fatty acid alpha-oxidation
Cellular component (GO): peroxisome
Molecular function (GO): magnesium ion binding; catalytic activity; thiamine pyrophosphate binding
Source: RefSeq, a predicted model, not a curated record
ACUAAAGGUUCCAAAGUUCAAAUGUUCUUAUCGGGCUCCCGUUUAAGUCUAUCUUAAAUUCUCUCAUUGUCUGCGAAAAUGGACGAGAUUGAAGGAUUCCAAGUUUUAGUGAAAGCUCUCCGACAUCAUGGAGUGGAAUAUAUGUUUGGAAUCGUGGGGAUUCCCGUGGUUGAAGUGGGCAUGGCUGCUCAGUCCGAAGGCAUCCAUUACAUCGGGAUGAGAAAUGAGCAAGCCGCUGGAUAUGCGGCGCAAGCCAUUGGCUAUUUGACCCAAAGACCAGGGGUGUGUCUGACUGUCUCGGGACCAGGACUCCUUCACGCUCUAGGUGGCAUGGCAAACGCCAAAGAGAACUCGUGGCCGAUGAUCGUAGUGGGCGGGGCUUGCGACACAGAUCAAGAGGCUCUCGGGGCCUUCCAGGAAUGGCCACAAACAGAGUCUUGUCGUUUAUAUACCAAAUAUGCGGCUAGACCCACGUCUUUGCAACAAAUUCCUACCAUUGUCGAAAAGGCGUUCCGCAUGGCCACCUAUGGCCGUCCAGGUGUAACCUAUAUUGACAUGCCCGGUGACUUGCUUCGGGCUAAAAUCCUGGAGAGUGACCUGGUACUAGGACCCAAAGUCCCCAGACCGCCCACGGCUAUUCCCAUUCAAGCGGACGUGCAGAGGGCCGUUUCUUUAAUCAAAUCAGCGAAGAGACCUCUGCUCAUUUUGGGGAAAGGAGCAGCGUACAGCAAGGCGGAGACCGAAUUGGGUGAACUCAUUGAACGGACCAAUCUUCCGUUUUUGCCCACCCCAAUGGGAAAAGGUGUGGUAUCUGACCAUCAUUCCAACUCGGUGGCGCCAGCCCGUUCACUAGCCUUACUGCAAGCCGAUGUCAUUCUCUUGGUGGGGGCCAAACUCAAUUGGAUGCUUCAUUUUGGACGUGAGCCUCGUUUUGAUCCAAAGGUUCAAAUCAUUCAAAUCGACAUCUGUCCCGAGGAGUUCCAUAAUAGUCGUCAAGCUGAACUGGCCUUAUUCGGCGAUAUCAAAGCCACCACGAUUGAGUUGGUCAAGUCCUUUGGGUUUUGGCAAUUCGCCAACACAUCCGCUUGGUGGUCAAAUCUGAGGAAUAAAUGCCAAUUGAACAAAGCGGCCACCCUCGAGCUCGCCCAAGAUCAGAGUAUCCCAUUAAAUUAUUACGCCGUAUUCCAAGAAAUACAGUCCCUUUUGCCCGAGAAUGCCACCAUCGUCUCGGAAGGCGCCAAUACUAUGGAUAUUGGCCGAACCUUCCUGCAGAACCAUUUGCCACGGCAUCGCCUCGAUGCCGGCUCUUUCGGAACCAUGGGCGUGGGACUGGGUUUUGCGAUCGCUGCGGCUCUCUAUUGUCGCGAUUACGAGCCACUUUCCCGGGUGAUCUGCAUUGAAGGCGAUUCCGCCUUUGGCUUCAGUGGCAUGGAGAUGGAAACCAUCAUUCGCUAUGAAUUGCCCAUUGUGAUGGUGGUGGUCAAUAAUAAUGGCAUUUACGGGGGUUUGAAUGAGGAUCUGUUCAAGGAUAUCACGGAGGGCGAAUCGACUUCGCUCACCAUUCCACCCACUUCCUUAUUGCCCACGGUUAAAUAUGAG